Molecule: messenger RNA, 6748 nt
Organism: Phoenix dactylifera (date palm)
Lineage: Eukaryota; Viridiplantae; Streptophyta; Magnoliopsida; Arecales; Arecaceae
Source: RefSeq, a predicted model, not a curated record
CAUCCCGCACGGUCCGAAAAGCCCACCCGCAUCCCCUUCUCUCUCUGUGUGUCUCGCUCGUCGUAGCUCCGACGGCCAUUUUCCUCUUCCCCUCGGAACCCUAACCCUAGUCCGGGAACGGACGAAACCCUAACCUUAGCUCGAAAGGGCUCCUAUUCGAUCGCCAUUAGCGGAGAGAUCUCCGCCCAUUCGCGGUUGACAUCCUGAGGGUGCACUUAAGAGAAAGGAAGUAUCUUACUGUCAGGACACCUGUCAUAUACUGCAUGCUUAAUUUGUAGACAAUCUGAGUUAUAAGGCUUGGUUGGUCAAGGCUGGACUCUCUAUGCCUGGGAAUGAAAUUGCUGAAGAGGUCCACAACUUCUUUGAGCAAGACAAACAUCCCAGAGUCGUCAAUCUGAAAUUGGAAAUGGGAGUUGGCCAAAUUUCAAUAGCAAUUUGCAGGCUGGAAUUCAAAGCCAGGGCGAAAUACCCCUGAAUGUUAAUUCAAAAAUUUCCACUGCUCAGUCUAUAGAUUCUGGGACAGGAAAUACCAAUCUGUCUUCACAGCCUUUUGGUGUGAUUUUCACUCAGACAAAUCUUAGUCCAUAUUUUGGUAACAGUCAGCCUAGAGACCAACAGUUAGGUUUGAAACUUUGAAAGGAUUUAUGCAUGGCUCUCAAGAUACUCAGACAAGGCCUGAUCAGUCAAAGUUUUUAGAGGAUAACUCUUUUUCUGAUAGACAUAAUUCUAUAUGUAGAGGCUUAGCUACUUUUAAUCCACUGCAGGGGAAUGCUCCUCAACACAGUUCAGGCCUUAUAAGAAAUUCAGAAACACCAGAGUUUGCCCAGGCUCCUGUAAAUUUUGACUUUCGUCGCAGUCAACAGCAGCUCGUUAGGAGCCACCUCCUAGGAACAUUACAACCUCAUCUAAGGCAGCACCCAGGUUUUAACAACAUGCAGCUGUGGCAACAACAGUUGAUGUACAACAAGCUUCAACAACUUCAGAGACAGCAGCAACUUCAGCAGCUGGAUCAAGGGGCAAGGCAGCAGAGUCUGCUUAAUCAAUUGUCUUCUGCUGCAAAGCCAGCAGCUAUCAAUCAGUUUCCUGCUCUUGUUAAUGAAAUUCCCAUCAAUGAUGCAUCUAACUAUGUAUGGCCAAAUAAUUUUGUGGGAGGUGAGUCCAAAUCACCUGGCAUUCCUCAGAUGUUUGUUGCUGGUAACAUGAACUGCACACAGCCAAGUGGCUCUCCUGCCAUGCAAAAUUUGACAAAUGGUAUGAUGUUUCCAAAUGACCAAGGCCAAACAAUUCAAGCGAUGGGGUUUGUCCCACAGCAGCUUGAUCAGUCUCUGCGUGGCAUACCAGUCUCCAGCAGCAGAGGUUCUAUGAAUCAAUACUCUGAGUUCCAAGGGAUGCCUAGUGACAAUAUGGAUAUGAUGACUAAGACACUUGGGAACCAACCAGAAAAGGCGUCUAUGCAUUCAGGUCCACUUAGAUCUUUUCAAAGUGGUCAGAGUUUUGCUGAACAAGCUGGUUUGCAGGAUAAUAUAUCAAUUUCUACACAGAGCUUUCAAGAAAAAAGUUUGUUUGGGAAUGCUUUGGUGCAGAGUGUAAGUAGUGGUGUUGCAUCAGGAAAUUUUCAACAACCAAAUCAUUUGCAGCGCCGUUUUCAGCUCCAGAAUUUUCAAGGUAUGCAGGAGCAAUCUGAUUUGUCAGGUGACUUGCAUGAAAAACCAGAAGCACAAGUAGGACCUUCUCAUGAUGCAGCAAGUUUAGAUCCGACAGAACAGAAGAUCUUGUUUGGCACUGAUGAUGAUGACAAUUGGGGGUUUUCUUUUGGAAAGAGUGUUAACUCUUGCACAGGGGGCUAUCUGCAAGGAAAUUCAUUGGACAAUGAUUAUUGUGGUGCAUUUCCAUCUGUCCAGAGUGGCAGUUGGAGUGCCCUUAUGCAGGAGGCUGUACAGGCUUCUAGUAGUGACACGGGGCAUCAGGAAGAAUGGAGUGGCUUGACUUUUCACAAAACAGAACCCUCUAUUGGAAACCAUUCAGCUAUAUCUAAUGACAAUGGGAAGCAGCAAGCAGCAUGGAAUGACAAUAACCUGCAGAACACACCUUCUUUAAUUUCAAGACCUUUGCCUUUGUUUAACAAUACUGAUGCAAGAACAAGCCUUUCUACUGCCCCUGGUUUUCAUCAUUCUUUUACAUCUACAUAUGAACAAAAUGAUAGAGUACCAGCUGAAGCUUCCCAUGAGUCCUUCCAGCGGUCAACUAGAGAAACACAGAACAAGCAGUCUUUUCAUAAUCAGAAUCAAAAGCAGUCCCUUGAGGGUGACCUCCAAUCACAAAUGCACACAAAUGACGGUGUUGGGGCUGGGCAAACACAUGGGCAGUUGGAAAGCAAUUCAUGUUAUUCAACAGUGGAGUCUAAGUCUCAUAACAUGCACGGUGUUUGGACUCACCAGCAAAACAUGCCUUUGUCAAAUACUGCUAGUCAAUUAAGUAACAAGCCAGAUGGCUGGAACAUCCAACAUUCACUGGGUAAUGAUGGCGCUAAGUAUGGUCAAAGGAAUAAUACAAACAGAAUUAUGAAUAUUGAAAGGAGUUGCGAUGGCAGUAUGUGGAAGGUUGGUGGAAAUCAAGUGACUUUGACAGGUGGAUCAGAGUCUGUGAAAUCUGAUAUUGGCAGUCCCCAGAUGCGAAGUGAUGCUUCCUGUAUGGGUAAUGUAACUAGUGUUAUGAAUUCGAGCACUUUGAAAUUGAAUCAGGAAAUGAAUCAGUAUCUAUUUAAUAGACAACAGAUUGACCGUGGAAAACAUGUUGCCCUUGAUUCCUAUGUAAAUUCUGCAAAUGAUGAAAAUUUGGGAGGAAACCUGUAUAAUAAAAGCAGUGGAUCACAAGCUUGGGAAACAACCAGAGAUAACGCUGGAAAAGAAUUGGUUGAGAACUACGAUGGCAAGCAUGAACAUUCAAAGGUGGCUUCAAAUGAAGUCUAUAGGUCAAACCAUUCAAAUCUUGGGCAGCAUGGCAGUAGUGGAGGUGCUGCAAGGGAGAGCCCAUUGUCAACUGAAGAUGACUCCCGUGCUUUGGGUAGUGGCAGCCAAAAAUCAUUCUGUCAGUCUGGUCAACAAACUCGUGGGUCCCACAUACUCGAGUAUCAUCAAAUUGGAAGUAUGGGGAUGAAUGUUCAACCUUCUAUCCUCCCUUUGCAGGCAUCAUACCCUCAAGGUCUGCCUCGAUCAGUGAUCCAAGGAUCAAAUCAGGAGCAAAGAUAUAUUGGGCACUCGCAGUUUGCCGGCCCGGCUGUUUCGAAUAAUGUCAUUGGCAUGGCAAAGGGAAACUUAACUAAUUUACAGAGAAGUCCAAAAGGAGCAGAGGACAUACAGUCUACAGGUACUGUACCAAGCCAUGACUCUUCUGGGUAUGCCUCCUUUGAUGGAUCAACUGCUCAAAAUUCUCAUAAUAAAGGAAUUGGUCAAACAAGUCAGGAUAUGCUUGAGCUUCUUCACAAGGUGGACCAGUCAAGGGAUGUCAAAGCUAUUGCUACAUCUGAUGCACCCGAAGCAGCUGCUUCUGAUAUCUCUGCUUCUCGUCCUCAACUUGUUCACUCUUCUGCCUUACAAGGUUUUGGCUUAAGAUUGGGUCCACCAUCACAAUGGCAACCAGUUUCAAACCAGCCUUCUCAGACUUCCUUACAUGAGUUUAGUAGUAAGCAACUUGACCACGAAUCGAGAAAUAAAGAUCGAACAUGGUCAGCUUCUACGGCUUCAGUUCAACCUCUGCCUCAUGAAGCAUCUAAAAUAGAACACUGGGACACUAGAUGCAGUGUAACUGGACAAACAUGCAGGGAAACCUCACAAUCAUAUAGUCAUGUCAACUCAUCAUCGACAGCUGCUUUAGAUCUUUCUCAUGCGGGAUUCCAGUUACAGCAGCAGUUGCAGCAACACCACAUGUCUAUAGCAUCUGGAAAUGAGACAAUGGAGUUAUCUGCAAAAGUUUCUCUUGGCAGUCAAGCCAAUGUAAAUUCAUCCAUUAAAAAUGUUCCUCUACUUAGACAGCCAAAUGAAUCUCAUGACAGAGUUUUAGCUGAUCAACCUUUUCAGACAUCAGUGCCUAAUCUGGCUGGAAGAAUUCCACCUUUCAGGCUUGCUUCCUCUGCUGAUACUCAUGCACCUCCUGCUUCACCAUUUUAUUCUGCACAGACAGAUCAUUCCCAACCAAUGGAUGCAGGCUUUUCUCGUACUGGACAUUCAGGCCAGCAACUCCCUGUAGUAGAACCUGGAUCAGGUUCACAACCUUCUACAUCAGGGAUGCCUCAGCAAGUUGGCUUCUCAAAAAUGUUGCAUAAAGUAUGGACAAAUGUAUCAGCUCAACGUCUAGCAGGCGUCCAGCCUCACAAGCUUACUCCUGCUAUACUUCAGUCGGUGAUUUUAUCAAGUAACAACAGGAAUGCAGGUCCUUGGCGCCCACAGAAGGUGGAUGAUCAAAAACAAAAGGGAGAAAAUGCUCCAUCUGAGUCUGGUACAUCUUCUGUCAAAUCACCACAAGCCAUCUAUGGAGACGAACAUCCGGUCAUGGAUAGUUCCUUGCAACAACUAUCUUCUGAGGGGUUGGAUGUUGCUGCUAAGACAGGCAUUGCAUUCCAGGGGCAAGAACCCAUGCGAAAGCAUAUGUUAGAAGGAAGUCCAUGCGAAAACAUCGCCACAGCAUGUAACUCACCGAUGGUACAUGUUCCCCUUACAAAUGCUGCAUCUUCUAGUGGCGAUGUUGGGUUGUAUUGGCACACUUCAGUACCUUCAGAUGUUAACCAGCAAAAUUACGCUCUGUUGCAUCAGAUGCAAGCCAUGAAAGGUGCUUAUUCUGAUCCAAGCAAGAGGCCCGGAAAAAGGCUUAAAGGGGCAGAUUUUGGUUCUGAUGCUUCACGGAUGGACUGGAAAGCAGUUCAGGGGCUUGUUUAUGGACAGAAUGCAGCCUUCAGGGUUCCUGCAGAUAGUGAACUGGGUGCAACUUCACACAGGUCAUUCGCAUCAGAUGUUAAAAUGCUCAGCUUUGCUUUAAGGGACAAUGAAGAGAGAAGUGCAAGCACAUGUUCCCAGAUCCCUGGUAGAGAAGCAUCUUCUCAGGACAUGCACAUUGUAGGAUGUCCUGAUCUUCAAACUCACAUUCACUCUUCUUCUGCAUGUUCUGCAUCAGGUCUAACAGGAGAAAGCAAGCACCCGCAAAUUAGUCCUCAGAUGGCACCCUCCUGGUUUGGACAGUAUGGAACCUACAAAAAUGGUCAGAUUCUUGCAAUGUAUGAUGGCCAGAGGACUAUAAAACCUGCCACACCGCAGUUUAAUUUCCCCAAAGCUUCUGGGAGCAUGGAUAAUAGUACCAUAGUAGCUCAAAGAAUGGAUACAGGUCAUGCUGGUGGUCUUGGGCGAAGUACAUUAUCUACGACCGUAGCUGCCAAUGAAUCAUCUCCUAGUUGCCUGCCUGCUGAUGUCAUAGACCAUGAUAUAGUUCCAAGAAAGAAGCGUAAAAGUGCAGCAUCAGAGCUUCUACCAUGGCAUAAAGAGGUUACAAAUGGUUCCCGUUGGCUGCAGACUAUCAGCAUGGCAGAGCUGGAGUGGACUCAAGCUUCCAAUAGGUUAACUGAAAAGGUGGAGGAUGAAGCUGAGAUAUUAGAGGAUGGUUUGUCAGUGCCUCAACCAAGAAGAAGACUAAUCCUCACAAGUCAGCUAAUGCAGCAGCUUCUUCCUGCUAUACCGGCUGCAAUUCUUAAAACAGAAGCAACUUCAGCUUAUGAAAGUUCAACAUAUUAUGUUGCUAAAUCAGCACUACUAGAUGCAUGCAGCUUGAUUGAUUGCUCAGGAAGUGAUUCCUGCAUGCAGUUAGACAAGGAAAAUAUGAUAUCAGAAAAACUUGAGACUUCGGAGAAAGUGGGAGACAACAUUUACUCCAAAGUUGUCGAGGACUUCAUUGGAAGAUCGAAGAAGCUGGAAAGUGAAUUCUUAAGGUUGGACAGGAGGACCGCCAUGUUGGAUGUACGACUGGAGUGCCAGGAGUUGGAGAGGUUUUCCAUCGUCAACCGUUUAGGCAAGUUCCAUGGUCGGAAUCACACAGAUGGAGUUGAGAGCUCAUCGACUUCUGAAAAUGCCCUCCGCAAAACAUUUCCACAAAGAUAUGUUACUGCACUUUCCAUGCCUGGAAAUCUUCCUGAGGGGGUUUUCUGUUUGUCUCUCUAGAUCAUUUAUUAAUUGAUUUUUUUUUUUUUAACCCCUGCCCCAUUCUUUUCUACUCCCCAUUUAUAACAUUCCAUAGGCACAUACAUGAACAUGAGACCGGGGGGUUGGGGCGCGGGGGAGGAGGUAACGUUCCAUAUAUAAUAUGAGGAAGCUGAGGCAACCUCAUAGAGGUGCCCGCCUCUGAAACAAGUGCCGCUUGUGUUCUCUUUUGCCCGAAGCACAGGUCUCUGUAUAUUCGUGAAAUUAAGGUAGGUUUGGUCUCGCAUCAUUUUCCGGAUGGAGAAGAGUUCAGCACCAUUAUAUAUUUCUCACAUCAUUUUGACUCAAAAUGGAUGAAUUGAAGAGAGUGGGGAUUGAAGAACUCUUCUCGCAGAGAACCAGUUCUCUCGGAUAUUUUAUUGAUAUGCAAUAGUCAAUUGAAUUCUUGUAUAAUGUAUUAGUAGCAUAUACAUGAUCACUAAUUUAGGCACUAAACCCAAAUUUUUGGAAUCAUAAAAGAAAACUUACUAAAAUUCGCAAGACCUAUAAACAUAUAGAUUUGGUGAAAA